CAACUGCCGCCAACGCGCUGAUUAAUUAAUUUUUAAAAUUAUUGUGUUUUAAUUCGUAAAUUUUAGAAUAUUUUAGAUUCUAGGAUAAGUGUUUGGUUUCGUUACGUGUUUUCGAUUUAAAUUUAGAAGUUCCAUUGUGACAUUGUGCGUCAAUCCUUUAAAUUUGUAAUUUCCGGUGAACGUUCCGUGUGGCAGGUUGCUUCGAUUAUUUCCGGACACAGGUCUACUCGGAACCAUGAACAGACAAUCCGUCAAGUCGUCCUCCAGUGCCCACAACCUGCGGACACCUCCGACGGGCCAGAUCAGCUGGAAAAAGUUCCCCGCGCCCACCGGAACGGGCUUCGCUGGGGACGAGGACGAGGAGGACAAGGAAAACUCGGUCCGCAGAGAUCCCAGGCGGAAGCAGCUGCUGCAGCGAGUUGCCUGCUCCACUAGCAAGAAGCGGGUCCUCUUUCGGCGCCACAGGCCACAGGCGGUGGGGGAGCAAGCGGAGACACCGCCGACGUGCGAUCGGAAAGCGGCCAAGGGUGGCCUCAAGCCGAGCAGUAUCUUCACGCCGUUGAACAAGCUCAGGACAUCCCAGCGUGGCAACUCGGGCACGGACUCGGACUGGCGCAGCUUCUUCAGCAACUCGUUCGAGGUCAACCAGAGCUUCCCGGGGAUCGUUAAUCGGCGGGUGCGGCGCCGCGAUGCGGACCUGCUGCUGAACACUCCGUUGCGAUUCUACCGUGGGCCGUCGGAGGCGCCGAUAUCCGUUGUAACCACAACCGGCGGCAGGAAGCGCCACCAGCGGUCAGCGUUCCUGAUGGAUCGCGUUCGGGUGGACGGUGCGAACGGGUUGCGGUUCACGGCGUUCCGGCCGAAGGGAUGCCUGGGGGCGGGGGUUAGCUCGCCGUACAAUAAUGCGUCGUACGUGGCGUCGGCGUCGGAAUCGAUUGGACGGCUGCCCAAGACCGGGAUCAACCCGAACAAGGCGAUUUUUACGAUCGAUGCCAAGAGUUCGCAGAUAUUGAUUGUGAAUCGGAAUGCGUGCGAGUUGUUGGGGUACAGCUCGAAGGAACUGUGCGAGAUGCAGUUUGCCAGUUUGUUGCCGAACAAGAACAAGAUGCACGUUUCGGCGUUGUCCGAGGGUCAGCUGAACAGCGAAGAUGGCACGGUGAUCAUCUUGAGUGGAAAGGUGGUGGAGCUGUGUACAAAGUCUGGGGAUCACGUGGCCGUUUCGCUGUGGGUUCGUCAGAUUGAUAAUGAAGCUCGGUGCUUGGCCGUGGCGGAACCUGUGGAACGGAGAGUGGCCCAACUGGUGGUGGACAAGGGCGGGUACGUUGUGUCUGGAGAUUACGAAGCGUUGAUGUUGUUCCAGCUGGACUCGAUCGAAAAGUUUAAUGGAAUGGACGUUACGUUGUUGAUCCCGGCGAUUCAGUUGCCGGACGCGGACAACAGCAUGAUUGCGAAGCACAUCCGGAAGCAAAAAGCCACUGGGAAAACGGCCGAAGGAGUGGCCUUUCCGCUCUGCCUGAUGAUUGCCCAUCACGACUCCGGUACGGACACCGCCGACAGCGGCCUAUCGAACCCGAACCAUUUGUACGUGAUCACGAUUUGGGUCUUCACCAACAUGUCCGGCCUGAUUGUGAUCGACGAAAAUUCCGUCAUUGAGUCGUGCAAUCAUCACUUCUCCAUGCUGAUGUUUGGAUACUCGCAGCAGAAGAUCAUCGGCGAGCACAUUACGAAGAUCUUGCCCAACUUUGGCCAGGAGUGCGAUUAUUUGGGUUUUAUGGUGCGCAGUCGGAAUGCCACGCUGUCUUCGCUGGACAACGACGAGUCCGAAACGGAGACGGACCACGUGGACUUUGAGAACAAGGACGAGUUUAUCCACAACGCGAUCAACAGCAUGAAGAGUGCCGAAACGGGGGAUGUCGCGUCCGGAAGUCCAGUGAAGGAGUCCCGGAAGGUGUGUUUAGAUUUCACAGCCAACUCCACCAGCAACAACCGCACGGACGGCAUGUCGAUCUCGCUGACAGCGGAUCAUCCUCCGGCACCCGCCGAACCGGCAAACGAAUCCAGUGGCCUAUUCAGCUCGAUCAUCGUCUGUUCAGUUCCCGAGAACCUGCUCUACCUGGAGAGCAACAGCGAAAAUAACCGCAACUACGCGAACCUGUCCGGGUCGGCCAGUUGCAACGCGAUCAAAACGGCGGCCACAACGUCGUCAAGCUCGGUUGCACUUCGCGAGGGUGUCCUCACGAAACCGCCAGCGCUGGAAGACCUCGUCGACUGUGAUCUACUCACGCCGGUCAACGACACCUCCAAGAGUCUCAUGGGAAACGCCAGCGAAGACAACAGCUCCAAGGAGCAACUCUACAGCACGGAGGACAUCAACUCCGCCCUCAGUCGGGACUACUCCGCCCCACUGAGCGCUCCUCCAACGGUCACCACGCCUCGCUACAUCAAGCCUUACGAACUCUCCAAAGCCAUGGUCACUUCAACCCCGGACCAACAGAAGCGACACUCGGCCGCGGCCGUCCUGCCCAACCUGCCUCCCACGACAGCCCCAGCGGCAGGCGGUCCCCGACGAUCGGCCAUCUACACCGACGGCAAGUAUCGCGGCGAGGCGAUCCAUUACGACGGCAACGUGAUAGACAUCCUGUACACCAUCUCGAAGCAAACGCUGCCCUGCGGUCGGAAGGUGUUCUGCAUUUGGGUGAGUCGCGAUCCGGAGUCGUCGUACAACGACGUGCUCGAGGAGGACGAAGAUCGCCACCAGAAUCUGACGCUGACGUUCAACAGCAUCACGAGCACGGUGGACAACUCGCUGGGGCAGGCGAUUAAGAAUACGGCGGCCGCGGCAGGUCAACAUUCGACGGAUCGACCGGCGUCCGCUUCGCGAAUGUCGCAGUGUGACGAUGAUCUGACGCACGGCGAGUACAGCAAGUAUUAUACGCUGGUGAGGCACAUCGGGAAGGGCGCGUACGGGUACGUGAAGCUGAGCUACCGGAACUCGGACAGGCUGCUGGUCAUCUCCAAGUUCAUCCUGAAGGACAAGCUCGUCCCACAGUUUAUGAUCACGAGCGAGGACAACCGGGAGAUUCCGAUGGAGGUGUAUCUGCUGACCCACGUCAAGCACCCAAACAUUGUCAACAUGUUCGACUGGUUCGAGAACGAAAAGUUCUUCCAGGUGGUGAUGGAAAUCCACGGCUCCGGGAUGGACCUGUUUGAGUUUAUCGAUCGGCGGCCGGUCAUGACGGAAAAGUUGGGCUGUUUAAUCUUCCGCCAGAUUGCGAACGCGGUGGCCUUUCUGCACUCGUUGAACAUUUUGCACCGAGAUAUCAAGGACGAGAACGUGAUCAUUGAUCACAACUUUCAUAUCAAGCUGAUUGAUUUUGGGUCGGCGACGUUCGUGCAGGAGGGACAGCUGUUUUCCACGUUUUACGGCACAACGGAGUACUGCUCGCCGGAGGUGCUCGCUGGCAAUCGGUACAGCGGGCCGGAGUUGGAGAUGUGGGCGCUCGGAGUGACGCUGUACGUGUUGAUGUUCUUCGAGAAUCCGUUUGUGGACGUCGAGGAGAUUCUGCAGUCGGAGUUGAUCAUUCCGCACGAGAUCAGCGAGGAGUUGGAGCACGUGUUGCUGGGCUUGCUGGACAAGAACCCAAAGACGCGACUGACCAUCAAGCAGCUGCUCGAGACGGAAUGGAUGACGCAAGAGAUCAACCAGGCGCAGUUCAACUUUGCCAAGAUCAUCCCCUGCGAGCCGUACGAAACAAACCCGGAAAAGUUCUACGUGGACGCGAACGUUUGUUCGAGCCAGACGGGCCUGUCCACUUCGCCGCAUAGUCUUUCGAUGGAGGGUGAGUCGAUGGACGGGGACGACGCCCACAUGGACGAUUCCUUCCUGGACGACGACGAGUGCUGUCCGCUUUCGCACGACGACGACAUGCCGCCGGAUCGAUGUGAUGACCACCCCGGAAACGUGCUCGCAACAGGGUUGACCAGUCUCUCGCUGCGGGAACCGGACGGAACGUGCAUAAGCCUGGUGGAUGGCGGAGGCGACGGCCGCAUGAGCCAAUCGGCGAUGGGAGCCAUUCAGCAAUCGACAGGUUCGAAGCCCGCGGGACCAGCGCUAGAGGAGGAAGUGGCCACGGACGACAACAGCGAGAUUCUGCUGGUGGUUCUGGACGAUGACGACGACGACGAUGGCGAUGGCGAUGAGGAAGACAGCCGGUUGUUCCGGGACGACGACCUGUCCCGGAGUAGCACCCACAGCAACCGGUUGCACGGUUCCCCCAGUAAGGGAGCUCGCCAUCGGCGCCAGCAGCGACAAAGCCAGCAGCAGCAGCAUCGUCGUCGGAGGGCGUGGGAGACGUGCGUGCCGAAGGUGGUGGACACAUCCGGGGUGGUGGCGCCCGUUUCGGUGACGGAGGACUACGCCAACGAAAGCUUCGAGGAGGAUGUGGAGGAGGAGGAGGAGAAGCAGCGGCGGCACGUGAGUUGAAUUGGGACGUUUGGGUUUCGUUUUCUGUUUCGUUGGCUUUUCGGAGUUACGCCUAUUUUGGUUCCGCGUGCCCUUAAUUGAUCCGUUAUCGUCGUUUUUUGAGCAAGAGAGAAACAGAAUACACUGAAGAUGUUGGUAGCAGUAGAAGCAGAGCAAGCAAAGAUUAGUUUUUUAGAAAGUAGCACAAAAAUUAGCAAAAAGAAAUUAUAACAUAAAGUAGAAACAGAAGAAGAGAAAGAUAUUGUAGGAUAGUGCAAGCAGAUUUUAUAGUUGAUUCUAGAGAAAGUAAAACAAGAGCCAACAAAACUCACACCCAAACACACACACAACUUUGUCGUUAUAGCAAAUGAGAUAGACAAAAAAGCAAAAGCAUCUACGAGAUUAUAUUAUAUCAUUGUUGAGCAGAUUAUUGAUUUUAAAAGAAACAGAAAUAAAAGCACACCCCGCAGCAAAAAAAAAAAAUAAAGAGAAAGAAGCAAAUUGUAAAUAUUUCCCGUCAAACAGAGCAAGAAAAAGUAUUAAAGAAUGCAUGGAUUUUUUUCGAAGGGGAAAAGCCACACACACAAACUCAAAAACAACCAAUAGUAAUUUCUAAUCAAACCCAAAAUAAAAUUCAUUUCUUGAAGAAUACCAAACACCGAAAAGGAUUAGUCUUCAAUGC
Culex quinquefasciatus (southern house mosquito) is the source of this 5144-nucleotide messenger RNA. RefSeq lists its product as uncharacterized. Gene Ontology annotation, molecular function: protein serine/threonine kinase activity; ATP binding. The record is from RefSeq and is a predicted model, not a curated record. Gene Ontology annotation, biological process: negative regulation of glycogen biosynthetic process; protein phosphorylation; intracellular signal transduction. Bases 236 to 4483 code for a protein of 1415 amino acids. NCBI's taxonomy places the organism in Eukaryota, Metazoa, Arthropoda, Insecta, Diptera, Culicidae. The transcript is spliced from 5 exons. Gene Ontology annotation, cellular component: nucleus; cytoplasm; cytosol.